GCCUUCUUUCUCCUCCUGCAUAUCAAGACCCGGGGAGAAAACGGUCAAAGCAUACCUCGCUGCACACACACGCAUAGCGGGUUUUGCUAACCUACGCAUCCACGAUUCCACUCCCUUCUCCACUAUCCUACGCACUCACGAUUCCAUUUUCUUCUCUUCUUCUUCUUCUUCAUCUCACUCACUACCUUACGCAUUCACGAUUCCAUUCAUAUCUUCUUCUUCAUCUAAUCCUCAACAACAAUGGUGCGAUACAGCUGGAUACUACUAUUACAGUUACUGCUGUUGCUUGUCGUUACGCGUCUCUCUUCUGCAAUGGCAGCUUCAGCAGGUUGCCCAUUAGAUCUAAGUGGCUCUAAUAUUACACGAGCUGCCGUAAUUUGUUCGGAACCAGAAUCUAGAGCAAGUUGCUGUCGUUAUAUCAACGCCCUUAUUGCAGUAUCUAUUGCUCGUUAUGCAAACACAACUAACAGCCUAGGUGUUUCUCCCGAAAUAUCCAAUACAUGUCUCCAAAAUAUAUCCCAAACUUUAGAACUAUAUGGAAUGACAAAACGAGCUUCAGCAUUUUGUGGAUUUGGGACGAAAAUUUCCGCUAAUUACGAGUGCCUUGGAAUGACAACAGUCAACGAGAUGCAGCAAUCUCCCAAUUUUUCCAACGUGACUCUAUAUUGCAGCGCACCGUUAGGAGAAGAACGUUGUAAAAAGUGUAUAAAUGCUGGAAUUUUGUUUUUGAGAAAUUUAGUGAAAGCGGGGGAUAAUAUGACAUUGAGCAUUUGUAGGGAUGCAACGUUUGUUGCUGUUGCUAGCCAAGUUGAUGAUGUUGCGGCUGUUGACCUUGCUAACUGUUUUUUUGGAGUUCAAGGACUCAGUAGCACUCCUGUUAUUACAGGAUCAUCUCCCCCUAACUUUUCACCUGCUUCAUCUCCAAGCCCGUCUGUUUCUGUAGGCCCAAGUCAAUACUCUUUGACCAUACCUAGAACUACUAGACACCAUUCCUACCAUCUGUCAUUGGUUCCUGUUGUUGGCAUUGCAGUUACAGCACUAGCCACUAUGAUGCUGGUAUUAAUGGUUUUCCUUAUUCGCAGAAAAAGCAAACAACUUAAAGAACAUGAGAUGACGACCGAUAAAACCUCAAUGGAAAGAUAUUCUCAGCCAACAAAGAAGUUCCAAGAAGUUUAUGCAGGUCCAUCAUCUAUGUUAACAAAGUUCAGUUAUAAAGAAACUAAAAAAGCAACCAACAAUUUUAGUACGAUUAUUGGACAAGGGGGAUUUGGGACUGUAUAUAAAGCUCAAUUUAGUGAUGGUUCAAUAGUAGCAGUAAAACAUAUGGAUAAAGUUUCUGAACAAGCUGUAGAAGAAUUCUGCAGAGAAAUUUUGCUUCUUGCUAGGCUUCAUCAUCGUCAUCUUGUUGCCUUAAAAGGAUUUUGCAUUGAAAAACACGAAAGGUUUCUCAUGUAUGAAUAUAUGGCAAACGGGAGCUUAAAGGAUCAUCUUCACACUCCAGGUGUGGCUCCGCUGAGUUGGCAGACACGAAUUCAUAUUGCAAUUGACGUGGCAAAUGCUUUGGAAUACCUCCACUUCUACUGUGAUCCUCCUCUGUGUCAUAGAGACAUCAAGUCCAGCAAUAUAUUGCUUGAUGAGAACUUCGUAGGAAAGGUUGCAGACUUUGGGCUUGCAUAUGCAUCUAAAGAUGGAUCCAUUUGUUUUGAACCGGUUAACACAGAGAUCAGAGGAACUCCUGGUUACAUGGAUCCCGAAUACUUAGUCACACAAGAACUAAAAGAAAAAAGCGACAUCUACAGUUACGGGGUUGUGCUACUAGAAUUAAUAACCUCGAAACGAGCUAUACAAGACAACAAAAACUUAGUAGAGUCAUGCCAACCCCUAAUGACAUCCGAAUCAAGAUUCAUAGAGCUUGUGGACCCCGCAAUCGGAGACACCUUUGACUUUGACCAACUUCAAACCCUAGUCACACUUGUCAAAUGGUGUACCCACAGAGAAGGGCGGGCUCGUCCUUCAAUUAAACAGGUAUUAAGGCUUCUAUACGAGUGUGCGGACCCCACACAUAAUGGGUUUCUUGAAGCUGUAGUAACUGAAAAGGGGAGAAACAGUAAAGGUAAAUCGCAUAGGAGAGACAACCAAAGUUGGGAUGCGCGCGGUUUGGCUUCUUCGUCUAGUACAACGCGGUCUUAUUGUAGUAGAAGUUUUCUGCUUGAAAAUGGAUCACCUCAAUCUCCUUCAAAUAUACCCUCCAUAUAAGCUGCUUUGCUACUUCAAAUUUUGUUCACAAAUGAGUUUUACAUUCAAAAUGUUCAUCUUCAAUGCUUGCAUUAUUAUAUGUACAUCCAUCAGUAUUGACUAUUGAGGAAAA
This is a messenger RNA of Helianthus annuus (common sunflower), 2368 nucleotides long. Its product is annotated as probable receptor-like protein kinase At1g49730. The transcript is spliced from 9 exons. NCBI's taxonomy places the organism in Eukaryota, Viridiplantae, Streptophyta, Magnoliopsida, Asterales, Asteraceae. The record is from RefSeq and is a predicted model, not a curated record. Gene Ontology annotation, biological process: protein phosphorylation. Gene Ontology annotation, molecular function: ATP binding; protein kinase activity. The coding region runs from base 241 to 2256 and encodes 671 amino acids.